This is a messenger RNA of Lacerta agilis (Sand lizard), 3606 nucleotides long. It is a transcript of the gene ISLR2, whose product is annotated as immunoglobulin superfamily containing leucine rich repeat 2. The transcript has 2 exons. The record is from RefSeq and is a predicted model, not a curated record. Bases 150 to 2288 code for a protein of 712 amino acids. NCBI's taxonomy places the organism in Eukaryota, Metazoa, Chordata, Lepidosauria, Squamata, Lacertidae. Gene Ontology annotation, molecular function: protein binding.
GCCUCUCCGCGGCUCUUCUUCGAGCACCGGACGGGGAGCCUCCAUGGAGGCGCCUUCGGUCCUGCGCCGGGAGUUCCGCAGGACUCGUCCGGUCGUGGCGUCCCUCCUGGUGAUGCUGCCGCCCUAGAAGGGACCCUUGGGAGCCCAGGAUGGAACGGGCUAAGAUGCUGUCGGGGGCGUCCCCGCUGCUGCUGCUGCGCUGUUGGCUGGCGGCGACCUUCCUGUGCGCCCCGAUCCGCGGCUGCCCGGAGCCCUGCGCCUGCGUGGACAAGUACGCCCAGCAGUUCGCCGACUGCGCCUACAAGAACCUGGAGGCGGUGCCGUCAGGGCUGCCGUCGAACGUGACCACCCUGAGUCUGUCGGCCAACAAGAUCGCUGAGCUGCGCAGGGGCUCCUUUGUGGAGGUGACGCAGGUGACCUCCCUGUGGCUGGCGCACAACCGGAUCGGGGCCAUUGAGGAGGGCACCCUGGCUAUCCUGGUGCAGCUGAAGAACCUGGACGUCAGCCACAACCAGAUCGCCGACUUCCCCUGGGGAGACCUGCGCAACCUCAGCGCCCUCCAGCUCCUCAAGAUGAACAACAACCGGAUGUCCCACCUGCCGGGAGAGGCGUUCCGUACCCUGCGGGACCUGCGCUCCCUCCGCAUCAACAACAACCGCUUCUCCGAGGUGGCCGAGGGGACCUUCGAGGCGCUCACCUCCUUGUCCCACCUGCAGAUCUACAACAACCCCUUCAACUGCACCUGCCAGCUCAUGUGGCUCAAGAACUGGACCGAGAACACCUUGAUCUCCAUCCCAGACCGCAACGCCAUCACCUGCGCCGCCCCGGAGCCCUGGAAGGGGCUCCCUUUGGCCAAAGUGCCCUACCUGCACUGCGCGCCCCCUAACGUCCGCUUGAGCUACCACCCCAACCUGGACCGCACCCGGCUCUCCUACGGCUUGGCUCUGGCCUUGCACUGCCACGCCCUGGGCCUCCCGGAGCCCGAGAUCACCUGGAGGAUCCAGGCCGCCGGCGAGACACUGGAGAUCAAGGCGCCGGCGGCGGCGGAAGGAGAAGGCAACGCCCUGCCCUCCGACGGCUGGUCCAGAGGAGACCGGGAGAGGUUCCAGGCCUUCGGCAACGGCACGCUGCUCAUCCCGCACCUCAGCAAGAAGGAGGAAGGCACCUACACCUGCCUGGCUGCCAACGAGAUGGGCAGCAACCAGAGCUCGGUCCAUGUCGCCGUGGCGGACGCCCCCGCGAAGGACUCCGCGGGCUCGCUGGGGGACCGCAAGGCCCAGCCCGGGGAUCGGAAGCCCGAGGGCAAGGUCUCCAAGAACAGCGUCAUGAAAGCCGAGGAGAGGACCAAACUCCUUCCGGAGAGACCCACGCCCAGGAGCUACCACGCGCCCGGGCCCCUGAACGCCAGCGGGCCGUCGGGGCCGCCAGUCUUGGCGAAGCAGUGCGGCUCCAGCGAGGCCCCCCAGUACGUCUCCAACCACGCCUUCAACCGCAGCGGAGCCCUCAAGCCCCACAGUUUCGACCUGGGGGUCAUCGCGCUGGACGUCUCGGAGAGGGAAGCCAAGGUCCAGAUCACCCCUUUCUACGUCCAGCCAGAGAAGGUCCACCUGAGGAGGCUCUACCUGUGCGAGGCGGGCCGGAGGGGCCACUCCCUGGCGCAGUGGUCCCAGAUCGAGGAAGGGGUGAAUUCCUACUGGUUCCAAGGCCUCAGUCCCGGCACCAACUACUCCGUCUGCAUGGGUUACGUCGGGGAGGACUGCCAGGUCCAGGUGGUCUUCACCACCAAGCGAGAGGUGCCCUCGCUCGUCAUCAUCGUGGUGGUGAGCGUCUUCCUUCUGGGCCUGGCCACCAUCCCUCUGCUGGGCGCCACAUGCUGCCACCUGCUCUCCAAGUACCAGGGCAAGACCUACAAGCUCAUCAUGAAGGCCCAGAACCCGGACCAGAUGGAGAAGCACAUGGCUGCGGACUUCGACCCGCGGGCCUCCUACCUGGAAUCCGAGAAGAAUUACGACCCCAGUGAGGUGGGGGAAGGGGAAGGCGAGGAGGAAGAGGAGGAGGAGGAGGCGGGGGCGGAGGGGGUGGUGGAGGGGCGGAGGGGGCUGCCUGGGGGACGGCAGCUGGAGAGAGAAGAGAGCCUGGCCGCCAGCUCCAUCCCGGAGUCCCAAUCCAAAACAAACCCGGAGGAAUUCGAGGUGGGCUCCGAAUACAGUGACCGGCUCCCGCUCGGAGCCGAGGCUGUGACGAUCUCCCAGGAGAUCAACGGCAACUACAGGCAACCGCCCCGUUGAGGCUUCCCUCGGGCGGUUCCCGGAGCUCCGGGCGCGCAGAAACCGAAGGGAAGCGCCCUUCUUCACUGGGGCUCGGGCACCGCUUGCCUGAUCGGCUGCGACCUUCUCUGGAAAGGCGCUCCUGCCACGGGGAAGGGACGUCUCCCCAACACCGAGAGCGUCCAGCAGCCGGCACCUAAGGCUGGCUUUGUUCAGGGGCUGUUUUUAGGAGGGAUCCCCCCCGAUUUAUAGAGAUGUCCCAAAUAUUCGGGCAAAAUAAUGGAUUGGGUAUGGGUAACACAGCCUGGAGAAAUUCACACACCCCCUUUCUUGAAAACCCUCUACUGCAUAUGCUCCAAACAAAAAUGGUUACGUUUUCCACCCCACCCCAUCACCUGUCUUCUGAAACGCACCCCCUUUCCCACGCACUCCCUCCGCAUUUUCGUGGAUUUGAUAGGCUCGAAACUUAAUUGGUUAGGAUCCGCUCCCACACACCAAUAUUCUGAAAUACGCACCCCACUUUUCCCACGCGCCUCCGCGUUUUUGCAGAUGCAACUUCUUUUCUAAAAUUGAAAUUUACAAUUGGUUAUGGUUUGCUUUUUUGUUUUUUUGUUUAAAAGGAAAUUAAAGAAAACACGACGACGACAACGCAUUAAAAAGUCGUUGGCCCUAGUCUGGGAGCGAGGGGCUCCCUUGGCGUUUCAGGAAAGGGUGUCAAUUUCAGUUCAGGAGGUUAAUGGUGCUGGACAGCUCCCGAAUCCCCACCCUCGAAUUGCCUUCCCCUCUCCAACCCGUUAACCCCCGUGUGAAGGAGCUUGCGGUCAAGGAGGUCUGUGAAAUGAGGACCCGUGCCAGGCAGCAGCCCAGAUCCCUAGCUUUUCUCAUCGGCUGGUCAGGAUCACCCGUGUUAAAUAAAUGGAGCCGUGCUGUAGAUAAAUGUGUGUUAUGUCUGUGCGUGACUUUGGACCGCUGGUGGACGCCUGGAGUUUGAGUCCUAAGGGCUCCCAGCUCCUGGUCUGGAUACUGACCCCCUUCCCCCCCUUCUUGCAGCCCUGUCUGAGUCAUGUCACCUUCACGAAGAUCCGUAUUUGCUAAAUGUUUAUUGGGUAGAGUAGUCUUGCUUCUAGAGAAACGUGCUUGCCCCUUGAUGUGGGUCUGUGAUGUUCAAAGGCAAAAACGACGGGAGGUCCCGGUGGGUUGAUUUUUUUUUUUGCUGUGUUGAGAGUGGAAACAAUUUAAAUAUCGUUUGCAAAGGGUGCGGUCGUGCUUGGCUUGGAAUGACCAUGGUGGUUUUUGCCUCUGUUAAAGUAGGGAGAGAGAGAGAGAUAUGCAACCCAAU